CCAAGACCGGCCUGGACCGGCCCACCCUUGCCGCUCGCCUCUGUGCUGAUCCAGGCGCUCUGCGACCAACGCUGGACACCCCCCCAGCUCCUCCCCCCCUCUCCGACAACCGACAUCUGCAUCCAUCCGGCCGUCCACCGCACGCCAUGUCCAAGACCGAAGACGUCCGGGCCAUUUUGAAGUUUGUCAAGAGCAAUGUAUCUAUCCGAGCCGGCGAGGACGAUGUGAUGCUUGGCUUCCUGUCCCUGGCCGAGCAGCAGUCCGAUUCGCCGACACCCAUCUUCCUCUGGAUCCCCAAAGGCAACAUCCCAACGCAGGAUAUUCAAAUCUACCGCGAGGUGGCGUCCCGAACCCGCAAAGCACGACUCGAGGGCACUCUGCUGCAAAAGUCGCCGUCAUUCUCGUCCGUCUCGAGCCCCGGGUCAGAUCUUGGCGUCGGCUCAAAGUCCGGACCCGGUGGCAUCGCGACCAGCUUCCCAUUCAAGUUCCUCUCGCCCGGGCAGAGCACGACCCAGCCAGCCUCGGAGGUCACCAGUGUUGUGGUGACCGAAGCCAUCUUCACCCCGGUGGCAGACAUCCAUUCCAUCAUUCUGGAGAACGGCUUGACUCUUGCCGACGAUGGCGACAGUAUAUGCCUGCCCAAGCUCAGCAUCCACCUCUCGAUCGCCAACCCCAAGCCCACAUCGGACCUCAAGUCGCCCCCGGGCUCGGUCGAUGCCAAGAGCCAGAACACAAUCGAGGCGCUGCUACCGGAGCUCUGGAUUGACCCCGAUGAGGCCGGCAAGAUCAUGCCUCUUGAGGAGGUCGAGAAGGAGCUGCGGGCCUGGUUCCUGCCUGCCGGCAUCCAGCUCGCGAGGGUCGAGUCCGAGAACCCAAACAUGUCCCAGAAGAUUGUGCUGAUUCCAUAUCCCAUCACAAAAGACGGGCGGGUUCCUCUCAAUCUCUCCCAAGACUCGACACUCUACAAACUCGGGGCGCUGUCGCUCGGGGUCGUCUCUGGAAUCGUCGGCGAGCCCAUCGCCAAUAAAAUCGAGGACGUGGGCUGGGACAUCCUCGAGCGAUUCUCCAAGGUCACGCAGCUCUACAGAGACACGCGCGCCCAAGUGCUGGAGCACCCUCUGGCCCGUCCAUUCUUGACGUCGAUCCCGCCCCAGCUCCGGUCAUACUUUCUCUCCUCAGCCGAGGCCGAGAUGUUGCUCGAGGAGUACGACUCGGCAGCCCACUACUUUGCCCGGUGGGCCCACGAAGUGCAGGAUAAGAUCACCCGCAGACACUCGGCGAAGCCACCCUUGAGUGGUCAGGCACUGCCCGUCGAUGCGCCACUGGACACCACCCGCAGCUUCGAAGCCCUGUCGCACGACUAUGUCCAUGAGCGCUCGGGGGUCGAGAUGACCGCAGAGUACUGGAUUGCGCUCUACAACGAAAAGGGGCAGCUGAUGGGAUCGGCGAAAGAAAUCCAAAAGUCGAUUUUUCAAGGGGGCAUCGAGAACGAUAUUCGAUGCGACGUUUGGCGGUUCCUUCUCGGGAUGUACCCGUGGGACUCGACCGAGAAGGAGCGGAUUCUGAUCAGUGAGCAGAAAAAAAAUGACUACGCCGCCAUGAAGCAGCAGUGGAAGACGAUUCUUGCCGAGGCAGAGUCCAACAACCCGACCGGCGCUCAGACGGGCAAGCAAACCAGCAACUCCGAAGACCCGAACUCCGUUGCCGGAGACGAGCAGGAAGACGGAGAUGUGGUCUCCAAGAUCAGGGAGCGCAAGUAUCGCAUCGAGAAGGAUGUGGUGCGAACCGACCGCGCCGAGCCAUUCUUUGCCGAAGAGCUGCCCGGAAUCGCACCGGGCCGACAAAGCUUCAUCCGGCUCAAGAGCGACCGUCCGAAUCCGAUCAGCGAGUUUAUGAACCAGCCGUCGGCCGACGGGGCCAAGAUAAUGCCCAAGAACCUGGAGAUGCUGCGAGAUGUCCUCGUCACCUACACCAUGUACAACUAUGAGCUGGGCUAUGUCCAGGGCAUGAACGACCUGCUUGCACCAAUCUUGGCAGUCAUGCGCAACGAAGUCGACGCAUUCUGGUGCUUUGUUGGUCUGAUGGAGCAGAAGAAAUCCAAUUUCAAUCGAGACCAGAGCGGCAUGCGUGAGCAGCUCCUGCUCCUCGAGGUCUUGAUCAAGUUCAUGGAUGCGCCGCUGUAUGCACAUCUCGAAACCACCGACUCGACCAACAUGUUCUGCUGCUUUCGGUGGCUCCUGGUGGUAUUUAAACGCGAAUUCAAGUUCCGUGACAUUAUGAGGCUCUGGGAGACGCUGUGGUCCUCCACGCAGUCCAAGCACUACCAUCUGUUUAUCGCUUUGGCGAUCCUCAACAUGUACCGCCACGACCUGAUGCGGUGCAAGGCAUUCGACGAGAUCCUGAAGUUCAUCAACGAUCUCUCCAACAAAAUCGACCUGGAGUCGAUCCUGAUCCGCGCCGAAGUCCUCUCGAAAGUGUUUGCUGGCGAGAUUCGCACGGCGGUGCGGGAGAAGCUCGGCGUCAAUCUCGACACGGGACGGGAGGAGCCUGUUCUCCAGGCCACUGGAGCAGUUCCAGAGUCCAAGCCCACGCCCAAGCCUGCGAGUCGGCAGAACGAUGCAGCGUCCGCGGCCGACGACGUCGCCAAAGGGUACAUUGAAGAGGACGGCGAGAUUGGGGCACGAGGGCUCUGGGCGCUUAUCCGAUUGCUCGAGUGAUGUUCUUGUGAGAACGUUGGCGUAUGGACUUUGCUGUAGACCCUUGGCGAGUGUAUCGCGGUCGAGGUUUGUUUUGAAUACGGAUUCCUGAGCCAGAACAGCUUGAUAUGGAUGAUCAGGAGCGCAUUCGAGGCCCAUGAAUACACGUGUUCUCCCGCUUUGGUAUGGUACACUUUAUUCAGAAAAAAACGGGACAAUAUAGCCGUUUCCAUGAACAUGUAGUAUGUGCUGUGCUUGCGUCAAGCAA
Molecule: messenger RNA, 2964 nt
Organism: Polychytrium aggregatum
Lineage: Eukaryota; Fungi; Chytridiomycota; Chytridiomycetes; Polychytriales
Product: rab-GTPase-TBC domain-containing protein
Exons: 15
Coding region: 147-2717 (856 amino acids)
Biological process (GO): activation of GTPase activity
Molecular function (GO): GTPase activator activity
Source: RefSeq, a predicted model, not a curated record